UAAAGCUCAAGCAAAUAACGAAGGAGCAAAGACGGAGAGUGCAGAAAAAAUAUCUUAUCUAGCUAUACUUUUGUUGGCAUAUAUGGUUUGCUUGCUUUGUUGAACUGUAAAGGAGACCCAGAAAUUGAAUGGCUGUGCAAUUUGUAAUCCGAAUUACUUUCUUACUUCUGCUGACAUAUGGAUUAGCAGCAGCAGCACCUAUGGUGAAACCCAAGUGUCGUGAUCGCUGUGGAAAUGUUAGCAUUCCAUACCCUUUUGGAAUCGGAGGCAAUUGCUACAUGGAGAAGUGGUUCGAAGUUGUUUGCAAUGAAACUGCUGGGAACUCUGCUAAAGCCUUCUUAACUAGUAUUGACGCGGAGUUGCUGGAAAUCAAAAUUGGUGAUUUGACUGGUAUUGAUUCUUACUCUCCUUAUGAGCCAGGAAUCGUUCGAGUCAACAUGCCAAAUAUUUCUUCGUAUUGUAUGGGUCAGCGAAGUGGUGGUGUGAAUAUGAGGGGAAGUCCUUUUUACUUCUCGUCGUAUCGGAAUAUAUUCAUUUCCACUGGUUGCGACAAUAUGGCGGUAAUGACCGGUAUUGAUCCUAUGGUUCUGGUUGGGUGCAGAUCCUAUUGCAAUAGUAAAAACAUGACAGGCAAUAAUAGCUGUUCGGGCAUCAACUGCUGCCAGACCACAGUCCCUUACGGGAUUCAAGUACUUGAUGUAAAAUUCAAAAGUAUAGAUGAAAACAACAAUGGCAGGGAUAAAUGCAAUUAUGCCUUCCUAGCACAACAGAAUUGGUUCGCAAACAUAACAGAUCCCUCUAACGAAGUGCCGAUUUGGGACAAAGUUCCUGUGGUGCUGGAGUGGACAACAUCAAACUUUACUGCGGCCAUUGAUCCACAAGAUUUGCGUAGACGGAAUGCAGAUUCGUACUACACAAAUUACGGGGCGGAUUAUUAUUAUUGCCGUGAUGGAUACAAAGGAAAUCCUUAUCUUAACACGGGAUGUCAAGAUAUAAAUGAAUGCAAAGACGAGAAACUCAAUAAAUGUCUCAUCAAGUCAAAUUGUGAGAAUACAGAAGGUGGUUACACUUGCAAUAAGCCAAGGUCUCGGGUGAAGAUAGCAAUUAUAGUUAUUUGUACAAGUUUUGGAGUAUUGCUUCUGCUCCUUAUUACUUGGAGAUUAUACAAAGUGAUAAAGAAAAGAAACAAAAUCAAGCUCAAGCAAAAAUUCUUCAAGAGGAAUGGUGGAUUGUUAUUGCAACAACAAUUAUCUUCAAAUGAAAACAAUGUUCAGAAGACAAAAUUAUUCAAUUCAAAGGAGUUGGAAAAUGCGACUAAUCGUUUUAAUGAAAACAGAAUACUUGGUAAGGGUGGACAAGGUACGGUUUAUAAAGGAAUGUUAGUUGAUGGAAGAAUUGUGGCAAUUAAAAAGUGCAACACAGUGGAUGAGGGAAAUCUUGAACAAUUCAUUAAUGAGAUUAUCAUUCUUUCACAAAUUAAUCAUAGAAAUGUGGUUAAACUACUCGGGUGUUGUCUAGAGACAGAAGUUCCUUUGUUAGUUUAUGAAUUCAUUCCCAAUGGCACACUUUUUCAGUAUCUCCAUGAAGAAAAUGAAGAUUUUCCAUUACUAACAUGGGAUAUGCGCUUAAGAAUUGUCACAGAAAUUGCAGGAGCUCUAUCAUACUUACACUCAGCAGCUUCACAACCCAUUUACCAUCGAGACAUAAAAUCUUCAAACAUCCUCCUUGAUGACAAAUAUAGAGCAAAAGUAGCAGAUUUCGGCACUUCAAGAUCAAUGGCUAUUGACCAAACUCAUGUAACCACACUAGUAUAUGGUACUAUUGGGUACUUGGAUCCUGAAUACUUUCAAACAGGUCAAUUUACUGAAAAGAGUGAUGUUUAUAGUUUUGGAGUAGUCCUUGUUGAGCUUUUAACAAGAGAAAAACCAAUUUCUUCAAUGAGAUCACAAGAAGGUCGAAGUCUAUCUACAUAUUUCAUUCAUUCACUGAAAGAGAACCGUCUCUUUGAUAUACUUGAUACUCAAGUAAGUAAGGUUAGUAAUAAAGAUGAAGUCAUGGCAAUUGCUGACCUUGCAAAAAGAUGUUUGCACUUGAAUGGAAAGAAACGACCUACGAUGAUAGAGAUCUUGAUGGAGUUAGAGGGAGUUCAAAAAAUUUCUCUUGUUCAACCAAAUUUUGAAGAGCUUGAAUAUGUUAGAAAUGAAGAAAUAGGGCCUUGGAAUGAGAUUUCUAUUUCAGCAAGUUCAUGUUUAGAAUCAGGUGCAACUUCAUCAUCAGACGUUCUACCGCUUUUAUCCAUCAAAUCACUUUGACUAAUAAACUAUGUACUUUUUUUUCAUGUUGUAAACUAUUAUAAAAUCAUAUUACUAUUUUUAAACUCCUACUAAUAGAGAAGCAAUAAUGAUA
Molecule: messenger RNA, 2406 nt
Organism: Quercus robur (English oak)
Lineage: Eukaryota; Viridiplantae; Streptophyta; Magnoliopsida; Fagales; Fagaceae
Product: wall-associated receptor kinase-like 8
Exons: 3
Coding region: 129-2312 (727 amino acids)
Biological process (GO): protein phosphorylation; cell surface receptor signaling pathway
Cellular component (GO): plasma membrane
Molecular function (GO): polysaccharide binding; protein serine/threonine kinase activity; calcium ion binding
Source: RefSeq, a predicted model, not a curated record